AUCUUGCUUAAUUGUAACACUCAAUUUGACCAAAACGGACGAUUUAAACAUUGUUUUAAUAGUUUGUUAUUGUAGUUUUUUGUGCCGAGUAUGAUUUGGUUGAUAGGAGCGGCUAUAGUAGCUGCUUUGACAUGGUACCUUUUCGUAAAACCCCUACAUUAUUGGUCAGACAGAGGUGUGAAACAGACUAAACCAUGGAUAUUCCUUGGAGAUUCAUGGACGACCUUGUUCAGAAGAAUGAGCUUUAGUGAAUUUUUAGAAUGGAUUUACAAUAUGUAUCCCAAUGAAAGAUAUGUAGGAUUCUAUCAAUUUUCCACACCGACAUUAAUGUUGCGGGAUCCUGAAUUGAUCAAGCAGAUCACUGUGAAAGAUUUCGAUCAUUUUACCGAUCACAGGAGCUUUGUUGAUCCCGAUGCAGAUCCGUUGUGGGGUCAAAGAUGGAGGGAAAUGAGAGCUACCCUUAGCGGUUCUUUCACAAGUUCUAAAAUGAAGACUAUGUUUGCCUUGAUGGACGAAGCUGCUGACAAUUUUGUUCAGUACUUUUUGGAUAAAAAGGAGGAUCUCAUCGAGUUAGAAAUGAAAGACACCUAUACGAGAUACACAAAUGACGUGAUUGCCACGACAGCUUUUGGUAUCAAAGUCGAUUCUCUAGCUGAACCGAGCAACACAUUUUACUUGAUGGGUAAAAAAAUUACAAACUUCACUGGCAUCAUCACCACCCUGAAAUUUUUGGGUUUCUUUGUUUUCCCGACAAUCUUCAAGAAAUUGAAAAUAGCCUUGCUGGACAAAGAUGCUUCUAUGUUCUUCAAAACCAUCAUUAAUGAAACAAUCAAAACUAGAGAGGACAAUCACAUUGUUAGACCUGAUAUGAUCAAUAUGCUCUUGGAAGCUAGGAAAGGCAUCAAGCAUGAAGAAAAUGGGGCUGUUGAAACUGGAUUUGCCACAGUACAAGAAUCCUCCGAUAUGGGCAAAUUUAAACAGUUAAAGACCUUAACAAACGACGAUAUUACAUCGCAAGCCUUGAGUUUCUUUUUUGCCGGUUUUGACACCAUUUCGACAGCUAUGUGCUUCGGAUCUUACGAGCUGGCCGUUAAUAAAGACGUCCAAGACAGACUGAGAGAGGAAAUCAGGACGACCUACAAAGAAAACGAUGGAAAAAUUACCUACGAUGUACUCUUGAAAAUGAAAUACUUGGAUAUGGUGGUGUCGGAAAUAUUAAGAAAAUGGCCACCCUUUAGUCGCGUGGAUAGAGUUUGCACUAAACCAUACAUUAUUUCUCCUCAAACGUCUCAAGAAAAACCGAUUCACUUGAAAAAUAAAAAAAUAAUGAUAAUUAUUCCGACGAUAGCUAUCCACAGGGACCCUAAUUUCUAUCCAGAUCCAGAGAAAUUCGACCCAGAACGAUUUUCCGAUCACAAAAAUAUCAACCCUUACUACUACAUGCCCUUUGGAUUGGGACCGAGGAAUUGCAUAGGUUCCAGGUUUGCCCUGAUCGAGAUGAAAACUCUGCUGUUCAAAAUACUGCUGAAUUUCGAGAUCGAACCGGCUAAACGGAUGAUUCUUCCGUUGAAACUCGUUAAGGGUGCAGUUGGUCCCUCGACUUACGUCGAAGGAGAUUUCUGGUUCACCUUUAAAAGGAUUUCUUAGAAAGGCUCUGCGAUAUACAGUAUGUCCCUGAUUAUCUUUACAAGAGAAAAAACAUUUUUACAGUAGUGACAUUUAAAAAAAAUACAUUUUCUUCUUACAGUGCCAUACUCUAUACAGAGCGUCGGCUACCUCUUGCAUGUACUUGUGAUGUGUGUCAUCAGUGUCUCACAAGUACAGGGAUCUACAGUUUAUCGCCAAAUCCGAACGGCGCUAUACAGGGUGUUUCAAAAAACAUGUGCCAUCACUCAAAAUUUAAGCGAAAAACAUUUUUUUUGGUAGGUAUUUUUCAAAGUAAAAUAAUUAACUUAGUUAUUUUGGACUUAUUUGAAAAACGGUAAAGAGAAAAUGUGUUUCUUUUAUCGAGCUCUAAAAAUCAACCCUGAAAAUAUUUACCUACCCUUAUUUAAGACUCAACCUGUAUAAUUAGUUCAAUGCUACGAAAAGGGUGAUAAUACUUAUAGGAAAAUGUUAUACUUGAACAACAGCAAAAAACAUGACGUUAAUCAAAAUUAAUAAUAAACAUUUAUCAAAGAAUGAAAUCGAAGUGAUAUUACCACAAAAAGUUUUUUUAGCGUUUGCUUUUUAGCACUUAGUUAAUUCAACAUUAUUUUCAUGUUUUUUUUAUUUCCUUUAAAAUUGUAUGGAAAGUUGGAAAAGUAUAAAUGGGAUUAACCAUUUUAGAACAAGCAAAAAUGUUUAUGAAGAAUGCAUUUUUCUCAAAAUGUCAAUAAUAAAAGUGUCUCCUCUUGUAAAGACAAUCCGGGGACAUACUGUAUAUAUCCGUUUGAUCACUGUAUAUUUUGUACCUACUUAUCAAUAAAAUGUUUAUUAUUUCAAACUUU
Molecule: messenger RNA, 2489 nt
Organism: Sitophilus oryzae (rice weevil)
Lineage: Eukaryota; Metazoa; Arthropoda; Insecta; Coleoptera; Curculionidae
Product: cytochrome P450 9e2-like
Exons: 7
Coding region: 91-1647 (518 amino acids)
Molecular function (GO): heme binding; oxidoreductase activity, acting on paired donors, with incorporation or reduction of molecular oxygen; iron ion binding
Source: RefSeq, a predicted model, not a curated record